AUGUACGAAGAAGAUGUGUCUCAUGGAUACCAGCAACAGCAAGACGUCCUGCAGCAGCAGCAUCGGCUGCUGUUGCUGCAGCAGCAACAGCAGCAGGAACAGCAACAGCAGCAGGAGGAGCAGCAGCAGCAGCAGCACUUCUUGCUGUCGCGUAGACGCCCUUAUGGGAGCAGUGCUUGGUAUGGCAGCAGCAUCUACGUUGAGCAGCAACAGCAGCAACUGCAGCAGCAACAGGAGCAAUUGCAGCAGCAACAGCAACAAUUGCAACAGCUACAGCAGCAACUCCAACAGCAGCAGCAGCAACUGCAGCAGCAGCAGCAGCAACUUAUAGGACAAUGGGAAAUGAUUCGUCAGGCAGAAGAGGAUUGCUGCUCCUCAACACUGGAGGAACUGCAGCAGCAGCAGCAGGAACUGCAGCAGGAACUGCAGCAGGAACUGCAGCAACUGCAGCAACUGCAGCAACUGCAGCAACCGCAGCAACAUGAGCAGCACCUGCUGCUGCAGCAAACGCACCACUGUCAAAGCCGGCAGCAGCAGCAACAUCAACUGCAGCUGCAGCUAGCCCAGCAGCAAAUGCAGCAACAGCAGCAGCAGCAGCAGCAGCAGCAGCAGCAGCAGCAGCAAGCACUGCUGCAAUUAAGGGGGCACCGCUGCCAGGCACUCAGUAUGAGGUUUCGACCUGUAGCGCAUGCACCUGCUGCUGCUACUGCUGCUGCUGCUGCAGCUGCUGCUGCUGCAAACGUUUGGUGUCCUAUAGAGGAGGAGGAAGCAGCAGCAGCAGCAGCAGUUGCUGCUGCUGCUUCGAGCAGAUACCAAGGGGAUGAAGACUACUGCGGGCUUACAGAAUGCUGCUGCAGCCGAGACACGGAAGCAGCUGCAGCAGCUGCAGCUGCUGCAUCAGCUGCAGCUGCUGCAUCAGCUGCUGCUGCUGCUGCAGGUAGUGUUGCUGCUGUGAAGAGUAGCAGGAGCAGCAGCAACAGCAGCGGGAGACGGUUUGCUCCUGCUGCUGCAGCAGGAGGUGUCAGCAGCACCUUUCUGUCCUUUGCUGCAGCAAAGUCUUGCUUGUCCUGCAGCAUCAGCAGCAGCAGCGGCAGUUGCUGCUGCUGCUGCUGCUCUUCUGUGUCUCCUUCGAUGGAGCAUGCAACUGGCAGCACUUGCUGCGCCUCUGAAGCCCCUUCCCCUACAUCCCCUGCCUGCUACCCUUCGCCUCAGCAGCAGCAAUUUGCUGCUGCUGCUGCUGCUGCUGUUGUUGACGGAGACAUUACUAGCACAAGCAGCAGCAGCAACGCUAUGUAUAGUCAGUGUAUGACCAGACGCCUGCAACUGCAGCAGCUGCAGCAGCAGCAGAACAGGUGGCUGUUGCUGCAGCAACGGCAGCAGCAGCUACAGCAGCAAAGGCAACUGCAGCAGCAACACCAACACCAGCUGCAGCAGCUGCAGCAACAGCAGCAACAGCAGCUGCUGCUGCUGCAACGGGAUGCAGGGUGCCCCUCAGCAGCAGAUGUCUCCUUUUGUAGGAGUAUGAGGGAAGAAGAGCAGCAGCUGCUAGCAGAGGUAAAUAAGCAGCAGCGCUUGCUGCAGCAGCGGCUGCAGCAACAGCAACAGUUGCUGCUGCAGCAACAGCAGCACCUCGAGUAUGAGAGGCAACAACACCAACUGCAGCAGCACCAGCACCAGUACCAGCAACAGCAGUAUCAUCAGCAGCAGUACCACCAGCAGCAGCAGCAGCAGCAAGAGUACCAGCAGCAGCAGCAGUACGAGCAGCAGCAGUACGAGCAGCAUCAGUACGAGCAGCAGCAAUACGAGCAGCAGCAGUACCAGCAGCAGCAGUACCAGCAGCAGCAGCAGCGGUGCAGCAGCAACGGCUCCUCCGAAGAAGAGACACAGCAUUCACCUUCGUGUCGCUUUUAUGAAGAAGACUAUUUGCUGCUGCAGCAACAGCAGCAACAGCAGCAACAGCAGCAACAGCAGCAACAGCAGCGGCUGCAGCAGCAGCGGCAGCUGCUAGAAAGGCAGCGGCAGUUGCUACUUGAGCACUUCCUCAGAACACAAGCCAUGAGGCAGCAGCAGGAGCAGGAGCAGCAGCAGCAGCAGGAGCAGCAGCAUCAGCAAGAUUACUACCAUGUGCAGGCGGCAGAAGCGCUGCAGCAGCAGCAACACAGCAGCAGCAACAAAAGCGCUGCAGAAGCAUCAGCAACAGCAACAGAAGCGCUGCAGCAGCAACAGCAGCAACAGAAGCAGUGCAGCAGCAGCAGCAGCAACAGAAGCAGUGCAGCAGCAGCAGCAGCAACGGAAGCGCUGCAGCAGCAGCAGCAACGGAAGCGCUGCAGCAGCAGCAGCAGCAGCAGUUGCAGCAGCAGCAGCAACAGAAGUGCAGCAGCAGCAACAACAAAAGAAGCGCUGCAGCAGCAGCAGCAGCAGCAGCAGAAGUUGCAGCAGCAGCAGCAACAGAAGCGCAGCAGCAGUAGCAGCAGCAACAGAAGCGCAGCUGCACCAGCAGCAGCAGCAGCGCAUGCCAUGUGUCGACCUGGGUCGGCAUAUAUACACUGCAGCAAGUAG
Eimeria maxima is the source of this 2559-nucleotide messenger RNA. RefSeq names its product cyclin, N-terminal domain-containing protein, putative. The record is from RefSeq and is a predicted model, not a curated record. Lineage: Eukaryota; Apicomplexa; Conoidasida; Eucoccidiorida; Eimeriidae. The transcript is spliced from 2 exons. Bases 1 to 2559 code for a protein of 852 amino acids.